This is a messenger RNA of Austrofundulus limnaeus, 1041 nucleotides long. RefSeq names its product transmembrane protein 222b (gene tmem222b). The record is from RefSeq and is a predicted model, not a curated record. NCBI's taxonomy places the organism in Eukaryota, Metazoa, Chordata, Actinopteri, Cyprinodontiformes, Rivulidae.
GAAGACAACAUGGCUUUUGGAAAACCUACAAAGUACUGGAUGCUGGACGUCAGUAAAAUCUACAGCAGUGGCUGUAAUGCCUGGGACCGAGCAGUGCACGAUGCCUCAGAGGAGUACAAACACAGGAUGCACAACCUGUGCUGUGACAACUGUCACUCACAUGUGGCCAUGGCUCUGAACCUGAUGCAGUAUGAGAACAGAACCUCGUGGAACAUGGUCAGCCUUUGUCUGCUUGCUUUCAUCCAUGGAAAAUAUGUCAGCUGUGCAGGCUUUCUGAAAACAUGGCUGCCUUUCAUGAUGCUGGUGGGCGUCAUCCUUACAGUGGCCCUCGCCUUCAACCUGCGAUGACCCAGUGAGGCAGGAGAACAACCCAGUGGAGUCCCUGGUCUCCUGGCUUCAGACCAUGCAACAUGGAAGUGAUGAACAAUAAUGAGAGGAAGGUUCAAACCAAAGUAACCAAAGGAGUAGAAACUGCUGACCUCCAGGAGAACACUGUUGGACAGGAAAGUGUUUUAUCACCUGAGUUCCUACGAUGUUAAAGCUGUAAACCUUUAAAUUCAGCUCCUUUUCCUUCGCCUUGGUAUUCUUUGUUCUGUUGCUUUACAACAUGCUAUUUAAAUAGAUUAAUUUGCUUAUAAUUUAAAAAACAUACUGAUGAUUAAUAAAGUUAAAUGCUUAAAAUAUAUAUUUUAAAGAUUUCUACGUGAAAAAUGGUGCUUGCCAAAGAAUUCAGCUAAACACUGGAGUUUUUGUGUGUUUUCCAUGACUAAACUGCUGCAGGUUGGAUGAUUCCUGUUUAUGUUCAACAGUAUUUUACCAGAGAUUCUCAGGUGGACUGAGGCCUGGACUGUUGACUGGAUCAUCCUAGGACAUUGUACUGGUUUUUCUUAAAGCAGUGAGGUGUACUUCAGGUGCUGAAAGGUGACCCUUCCUCUGAUUCUCACCAUGUUCCCUGUCCCUGCUGAUGGAAACAAACAGCAUGAUGCUYCCACGGCCAUGUUUCACAGGGAUGCUGUGCUCAGCAUGUUGAGAGGAGGAGGG